Molecule: messenger RNA, 758 nt
Organism: Diversispora eburnea
Lineage: Eukaryota; Fungi; Glomeromycota; Glomeromycetes; Diversisporales; Diversisporaceae
Source: the annotation of a GenBank genome assembly
CUGACGAGAUGAAUCAAAAUUUAUAUAAUAUGUUUGAAGUACCUGAAGCAGGAACAAGUUUUUUGUCAGAGUUAUCAGUAGAUGAUACAUACUUUCAAAGAAUAGAACAAGAUCUCAAAGAAGCAUUACAACCUGAUGAAAGACAAAAUACUAUUAUAUUAGAAGAAAUAACAACAAUUCCAGAGUUAGCAAAAGCUAUAGAUAAUUAUCUAGAUAAUCCUAGAACAGACAGAAGGAUUUUAAUCAACCAAAUAAAAAGAGCCACACAGCAAAUUCAGCGAGAUUUGCGACAAACUGAUUUAGAUAAUGUCUUAAAUGAUCUUAACUUGAGAACUAUAGCAUAUAAUAAUAAAAGAACUACAUGUAAAGAAGAUUUGCACAAAUUUCUUAUACAAUUUAGAGCUGAAAUAGAAGGAAGAGAAAUAGAUAUUGCAGAUGCAGCAGGUGACCCUCCAACUAGAAAGGAUCAUGCAAAAGGAUUAUUACGUGGAUGUAUGAGAGGAACAAUAUUAGAAUGGUUUGAUAAAAAUAUUACUACUAAGCAAAAUUUCGAAUUAUAUAACUUACUUGAUAAUAUAGCACAAAGUACAAUACAAUUAGUAGCUAGAUACACUGCGGUACAAUUGGAUACACAAGCACUUUAUGAAGCAAAUGGUUGUGCAGUUGAAUGUGAUUACCAAAAAUUUGAAAAACAUGGUUUCAUUUGUCAAGAUGCUGUAGAUUUUUAUUUACCUUUGUUUAAUAAGUCUAGAGUAUAG